Xylaria bambusicola is the source of this 2025-nucleotide messenger RNA. RefSeq lists its product as uncharacterized. Gene Ontology annotation, molecular function: DNA-binding transcription factor activity, RNA polymerase II-specific; zinc ion binding. The coding region runs from base 1 to 2025 and encodes 674 amino acids. Gene Ontology annotation, biological process: regulation of DNA-templated transcription. The record is from RefSeq and is a predicted model, not a curated record. NCBI's taxonomy places the organism in Eukaryota, Fungi, Ascomycota, Sordariomycetes, Xylariales, Xylariaceae. The transcript is spliced from 5 exons.
AUGUCGUCCGAGCCAGUCGCUGCGGCUUUAGAAGCCGACGGCAGGUUGCCUACAAUUCCUUCUCCGCGACCUAGGCGUAGGGUACGGAAGGGUACAAAAAGCUGCUGGGAGUGCAAACAUCGCAAAAUAAAGUGCAUUUUCAAAUUGCCCACCGACGAGACGUGUAUGCGAUGUGCAAGGCGCGGUGCGCAAUGCGUUGGCCAAGAACAUCCGGAAGUAUUGACGACGUCUCUCGACCGGAGCUUGCAGAUGGGCGACCGCGUCGUCCGGAUUGAAACUCUUGUCGACCAACUGUUGAGAGAGAGACCGGCCGAGUCAACAGCAUGUCGCCCUUCCUCUACGCCAAAUAUCGAUCCAAUAAACGACAACCAAGCGGGAAACCGUCCCUUGAACCCUGUGGCCUCACCCGCCUCCGGGGUCACCGGCCGUGAGCCGUCGCCCAGCGUCUUGCCCGAUGUGCGUGCACACAGCUUUCAAGUUCUUGCUCAGGAUCAUGGUGAUUCGCCGUCCCGGGCGCCUCGAGUUUCGCUAGCGAAUGGGUCGGGGCAUGCAGGACUCUCACAGGCACUACGUAAAUAUCUUCCUUCGCGUGAGGAGAUUCAGAUGAUCGCCAAAGCAUCCAGUAGCACGUCCUCCAUGUUCUAUCAAAUGCAAACAGUGCCGUACAGUGCUCUCGAUGAUACGACGUCUAUUGAUAGCAUUUUCGCGACACCCGGGCCCGAGGCGCAUCCGGUUCUGAUAGCUCGGCACAUGCUCUACCUUGCUACCUCAUUACAGCACCUUCACCCUGAAUUCCACCAAGAUAUUAGAGGACUAUCGAAAGCACCUGAUGAGAUGAGGCAUAGCUUGGUAGAAAUUGCCAGUGACAUGGUUAUAGCUAGAGAUGAGUUAGUCGACAACAUCGAAGGGCUUGGCUGCGUUAUCAUGGAGAGCUGGUAUCAUGCCAACGACGGAAAAUUACAGAAAGCCUUGAUAACAGUGCGGCGUGCCAUAACUAUCGCUCAAGUCAUGGGAUUUCACCGUAAAGGGAACGCACGAUGUACAAUCGUCAGUCCUGAGACCAGUGCAUACCCAGAUCUCAUGUGGUUUCGAAUGCUUGCUCAUGAGAGGUAUCUGUGUCUCAUGCUAGGCGUGCCACAGAGCACACUCGAUCAAAGCAUGGCAUCUGAUGUGAUGCUUUCAGGCGAUACCCCUAUGGGACGGCUUGAUCGCAUUCACUGCGUGAUUGCAUGCCGGCUUCUUGAGCGCAACCAGACAGACCCAGAAGAAGAUGAUUACGCUUUGACACAGGAACUAGAUGAGCGGCUACAGAUCGCUUCCAGCCAUAUGCCAUCAGGCUGGUGGCUCACUCCGAACCUAGCCACUGGCGCUCAUCAGCCCACUGCGUUGUUUUGGUACAUGCGGCAGCUCUUUCAUCAACUCUUUCACCACAGCCUCCUUGUACAGCUUCACUUACCGUAUAUGCUACGUCCUUCUGGAGGUGGCCAACAGUAUGCGUACUCACGACUAACAUGCGUCAACUCGUCUCGUGAGAUCCUCUCGCGCCUCAUCAUGUUUCAUAGCUUCAAUCGCAUUGCUUUCUCUUGUCGCACAGUUGAUUACUUCGGGCUAAUGGCUGCAAUAGCGCUUCUGAUAGCGCACAUCGAAAGAAGCCAGUGCAGGCUGGGCUCACACCAGCGACACGGCGCCUCCUCGGGUAUGACAGAGGGGUUGUUGACGCAUCAACGCCCUUGCGACCGUGCGCUUGUACAGCAGGCUCAGAUAAGCAUGGCAGAUGCUAACCUGUUGUCAGCCGACACAACGAAUGCGCUAUGCUCGGACUAUCCAGAGGGAACCCCGUCGUUUUCCCCAUCAAAUACGGAUGCAACUAUUCAACUGACUAUCCCGUUUCUAGGUAUUAUUAACGUCACCUCGAAAGCUAUCACCCCGAAUGAUAUCUUUGGAGACACUCAAUACUACCUUGGUUUGAUCCCUCGUGCGCACUGCAGGGGCCGUGAGACUCACCUACGUCCGAGAUACCGGUAA